Molecule: messenger RNA, 912 nt
Organism: Arachis ipaensis
Lineage: Eukaryota; Viridiplantae; Streptophyta; Magnoliopsida; Fabales; Fabaceae
Source: RefSeq, a predicted model, not a curated record
AUGAGGUAUGAUGGGACCCAGGACCCCCAAGAGCAUCUAACGGCCUUCAAGACCAGGAUGAACUUGGAAAGGAUAGGCGACGAAGUGAGAUGUCGCACCUUUCCUGUCACCCUAGCGGGCUUGGAAAUACGUUGGGUGACACAGAGAACUGGCAAACCAACCAGGAAGUACCUGGAUAGGUUCAAUAACGAGUGCUUGGAGAUUGACGGCCUAACUGACUCGGUGGCCAGUUUGUGCUUGACGAACGGUUUGCUGAACGAGGAUUUCAGGAAACACCUCACCACCAAGCCCGUGUGGAUAAUGCAAGAAAUCCAAAAUGUGGCUAGGGAGUAUAUCAAUGAUGAGGAGGUUAGCCAGUUCGUGACAGCUAACAAGCGGCAGCCCGCCUACAACCAUGCCCGUCAGCCCGGUAACAAGGAAAGACCUAGGGAACACUCCAAGGACGGAGCUCCAGGUAAAACCUUCAAGCCGUUCCCCCGGGUAGGGAAGUUUACCAACUAUACUCCCUUGGCAGCCCCAAUUCUUGAAGUCUAUCAGCGGAUCGCCGACAAGGGCAUCCUAUCGAAUCCCCGGCAGCUCAAGGACAGGACAGGAGGAAACAAAAACCUCUAUUGCGACUACCACAAGGGCUACGGCCACAAGACCCAAGAUUGUUUCGACCUGAAAGAUGCUCUGGAACAGGCGAUCCGAGGAGGGAAGUUGGCCGAAUUCUCCCACCUUAUAAGGGAACCCCAGAGACGGGAUCGCGAUCGAUCUGGCGACGACAAGAGCCAUGCCGUAAGGCAGAGGCAAGAGCCCGAGGAGGACAAUGAGCGUGGCCUCACCAUCGUGAACAUCGUGGUCGGGAGAGACGUGGCUCCCAGGUUGAAAUUGGCAAGUAGAAAAGACGCCAAAGUCUUGGCUGUGUCAUAA